AUGUCGAAUUUGAUGCACAAGGUCAAGGAUGCUCUCACUGGUCACAAUGACCACAAGGGAUCAUCCUAUGACUCGUCAAACCAGAAUAUUGAAAACAACCAUGGCCAGUACAACUCGUCUACCAUGGGCUCCGAGAAUCGUGAUACAUAUAGUACCAAUACCCAAGAUAGGAGUACUCAUAACCCCAGAAUGAGUAAGGACAACACCAUGAACACUAGUGCAAGUGCCACUGGGAAUACUGGGAAUACUGGGGACUACGGCUCUAGCGGAUAUGGUGCUGGUGGCUUCAACGACUCUAAGAAAAUUGACUUGAGAAAUACGAUGGGCUCGAACACGAUGGGCACUACAGCAAACCAUGGAUCUGGUAGCUAUGAGAGUGGCACUAAUCGCAAUUCGAGUGGGAUGGAUACCAUGCGAGACACUGCCAAUACGUAUGGCUCGGGUACUAUGGGCACUACUGGUGCUAUUAGUAGUCACGAUACCAGUAGUCCUGAUACUGGAGCCUAUCGUGAUUACACGAAAGAUACGAGCGAUUUUGCCUCAUCCGAUAGACCUUCCGGGGGCUAUGAUUCGGGCAUGGGGAUUGGAAACUCCAAGACUGAUUCCACGACUUAUAAAUCGAGCUACGCUGGAGGGUACGGUUCUAACGAACUGAAUACUGGUCAAAUGGGUGCUUCCACCUCGGAGUAUGGAGCUUCCGGUAUGGGUGAUAGGGCCGAUGACACCAACCUCGGCGGUAGCCACGGCUACAACACUCGCAGUAAUGCGGGCUCCAAUAUGACCAACCAGAUGGAGAGUCGCGGCGAAUCUGAGCUCAAUAGCCGUGCCGAACAGCAGGGAUUCGGUGGCACUGCCGCCGCCGGGGGCAGCUCGAAUACCCAGAGAAGAUCUUCCGGUCCACACAGCUCUAACCUUCUAAACAAGUUGGAUCCCCGUGUGAGAAGUUCUGAUUAUGAGAAUAAAACUGCUAGUGGUCAACAGCGUGGAUGGUAA
Penicillium manginii is the source of this 993-nucleotide messenger RNA. RefSeq lists its product as uncharacterized. The record is from RefSeq and is a predicted model, not a curated record. Bases 1 to 993 code for a protein of 330 amino acids. Lineage: Eukaryota; Fungi; Ascomycota; Eurotiomycetes; Eurotiales; Aspergillaceae. The transcript has 2 exons.